Molecule: messenger RNA, 1146 nt
Organism: Pistacia vera
Lineage: Eukaryota; Viridiplantae; Streptophyta; Magnoliopsida; Sapindales; Anacardiaceae
Exons: 2
Coding region: 1-1146 (381 amino acids)
Molecular function (GO): nucleic acid binding; RNA-DNA hybrid ribonuclease activity
Source: RefSeq, a predicted model, not a curated record
AUGGAGGUAUACAUCGACAACAUGCUCGUCAAGUCACUGAUAGCCGAACAACACCCCGACCACCUCAACCAAGCAUUCACCGUCCCCAGGAAGUACAACAUGAAGCUAAAUCCUGCCAAGUGCUCAUUUAGGGUCUCUUCAGGUAAGUUCUUGGGCUACAUGGUGACUCAGCGAGGGAUAGAAGCCAACCCCAACCAAAUCAGAGCAAUCCUUAGCAUACCGUCUCUGACUUGUAUCAAAAACGUCCAGCACCUGGCAGAACGAGUGGCCGCCUUGAGCUGCUUCAUCUCCAGAUCAACCGACAAGUGUCAUCUCUUCUUCCAUGCUCUCAAGAAGACUAAGAAGUUCCAGUGGAUAGCCUCCUGCGAAGAAGCCUUGCAACAGCUGAAAAGGUACCUGACCUCCCCUCCGCUCCUCUCCAAACCUGUGGACGGGGAGAAGCUCUACUCUUACAUAGCGGUUUCAGAGACAGCCAUCUCAGCAAUACUUGUUCGGGAAGAAGAAACAAAGCAGUUGUCGGUCUACUAUAUACUGCACAAACCAAAGCUAUUAGGCCGACUCCUACAAUGGACAGUAGAGCUCAGUGAGUUUGACAUAUCAUACCAGCCUCGCAUAGCCGUCAAGUCCCUGGCGUUAGCUGACUUCAUUACUGAUUUCACCCCGACUACCACCACCCAAGCAAAGAGUGAGUUGUUAUGCAUGAACGACCGACCACCCUCCAAAUGGACUCUCUUAGUAGACGGCUCGAGUAACGUAAAUAGAAGCGGACUCGGAUUAGUACUGAUUAUGCCAGAAGGAGACAUGAUCCAGCGGGCAAUACAGUAUGGGUUCAAGUGCACGAACAACGAAGCCGAAUAUGAGGCCCUCAUAGCUAGACUUUCCUUAGCCAAAGAAAUUAGAGCAAAGAGACUAGAGGUGAAGUCUGAUUCCCAGCUCGUGGUCAAUCAACUGCAAGGCACGUAUCAAACACGCGACUCAAAGAUGACAUCCUACUUGAGCAUGGUCAAUGAGCUGCAGGCCCAAUUCGAUGAGUUCUCCAUUGUCCAAAUCCCCAGAGCAGAGAACUCCUACGCUGAUGCCCUUGACAACCUCAACUCAGACCUCAAAUGUUCUUCCCAGUCAUUUAUCCCUCUAUUAUUCAUGUAG